This is a messenger RNA of Achroia grisella, 986 nucleotides long. RefSeq names its product ribosome-recycling factor, mitochondrial (gene mRRF1). The transcript has a single exon. Gene Ontology annotation, molecular function: ribosomal large subunit binding. The record is from RefSeq and is a predicted model, not a curated record. NCBI's taxonomy places the organism in Eukaryota, Metazoa, Arthropoda, Insecta, Lepidoptera, Pyralidae. Gene Ontology annotation, biological process: translation. Gene Ontology annotation, cellular component: mitochondrion. Bases 106 to 858 code for a protein of 250 amino acids.
AAAAAAAUACAAUUUUACUUUUUGUAUAGAAAUUUAGGUUAUAAAUACAUUUUAUAAACAAAAUUAAAUUGAAACGCUUUUUAAUAAAUAUUUGUUUUACACAGCAUGGCUACAAGAAUAUUGGGACGCGUAAUAAUUUCAACAGUAAUUAAUUCAUUGAAGCCAAUUCAUCUUAUUGAAGUUAAACAUCAAGCUGUUUGUGCUGCUAAUUUUAAAUACACUGUUGUUAGGAACUAUGCUAAAACGAAAGAUAGAGGUAAAGACAAGAGAUCUAAAGGUAAAGUGGAAAUUAAUACUCAGGUCAUAUCCGAACUAGUACCUGUAGAUAAGUUGAAAGAAAGAUGCAAUGCUGCUAUAGAAAAGAUGAAAGAUGAUUUCACUAAAAACUUAUCUUUGCGCUCAACAACAGGAUCUAUAGAAUCCCUAAUUGUGAAAUUUGAAGGAAAGGACUAUGAAUUACAAGAACUUGCUCAAAUAGUACGAAAAAACCCUAAAACAAUUGUUAUAAACUUUGCUUCAUUUCCACAGACUAUUCCUGAUGCUCUUAAAGCUAUUAAUGCAUCAGGUCUUAAUUUAAAUCCACAACAAGAUGGUACAACUCUUUAUGUUCCUGUGCCCAAAGUAACUAAAGAGCACAGAGAAGCUUUGGCUAAAAAUGCUAAGGCUUUAUAUAUUAGAUGUCGUGAUGCUGUAAAAGAAGUACAAAAUGAUUAUAUAAAGAAAGUUAAAAGACAAACAGGUGUGUCAGAAGACCUGGUAUUUAAUGUCACCAAACAAAUUACUGCAAUGUGUGAUGAAUUCCAGACUACUGCAAAAAAUAUUUAUGAAGUUAAACAUAAUGAACUUGUUGGAAAAUAAUUAAUAUGAGUGCCAUCUUAAACUAAUUAAUGUUUCUUAUGAUUAUUACUUUAGUUUUUAAGCUUGUUGUGGUUAGAUAAAUCUGUUGAUGUAAAUAAAGAAUAGGAAUAUAUAUACUAAUAAAAAUG